AUGAGUGACACUGAACCAUUUAGUAGCGGCUCGUCAGAUAUUUACCAGCCGCAUGUCUACGAGUCAUGUUCAACCAGUUCAGAUGAUGAUGGAAGCGAUGUUGGUUUGUUGACAUUUCAAAACCAAACUAAUGAGGCGAACGAUAAAGGUAUGAAUAUUUUGGAUGAAUUUAAUACAGAUAAUCCAUGCCCAUCGACGAGUGGCAUAGCGCCGAAAAAAAGAAAAUCCGCGAAUCCAUCACAAUGGAAACGGAAUGUAAUAAAGAAGUCUAUUGCUACUGGAAACGGCUAUUUAAACUACAAAGGCCGUGAAAUAGGCGAAAGAAAAACUGGACCGGAUUGUUGUUGUAAGAAGUAUAAGUGUUUUGUUCAAAUUAAUGAAGAAGAUAGGAAACUAAUAUUGGAAAAUUUUAAUAAAUUGGAAGAAACCUAUGUGCAAAACGUAUACUUAGGCGGUUUAAUUAAAACUGAGAAUGUUGAAAGGGAAAGAUCUAAAACUGGUACGGGGGAAGAAACGGAGUUGUUCACACAAAUAUUAUAUUAA
Molecule: messenger RNA, 543 nt
Organism: Parnassius apollo (apollo)
Lineage: Eukaryota; Metazoa; Arthropoda; Insecta; Lepidoptera; Papilionidae
Source: the annotation of a GenBank genome assembly